Molecule: messenger RNA, 1761 nt
Organism: Apis laboriosa (Himalayan honeybee)
Lineage: Eukaryota; Metazoa; Arthropoda; Insecta; Hymenoptera; Apidae
Product: silk gland factor 1-like
Exons: 1
Coding region: 223-1758 (511 amino acids)
Biological process (GO): cell differentiation; regulation of transcription by RNA polymerase II; anatomical structure morphogenesis
Molecular function (GO): protein domain specific binding; DNA-binding transcription factor activity, RNA polymerase II-specific; transcription factor binding
Source: RefSeq, a predicted model, not a curated record
CGAGCGGAACUAGAGCUCCUCCGAGAAGCGAGAGAGAGAGAGAGAGAGAGGAGAAGAGUGCCGAUCGAGGGGCUGCGUUUCGGAGGGGUGGCAAGGAUUUUCCUCCCCGAGGAGAAGAUUAGGGACUCGUCGCAUUACCAGCAGCAGCCGUGGUACCGAGGUUUUCAUGAUUCUCGUUUGACGAGCAGACAGCAGCCCGCCACCCCGGCACCGGUUAGCUCUAUGACCAUGCUCCAGUCGCAGAAGCUGUACAGCGACGCUGGUAGCCUCGGCGGCGCGAUGACCAGCGCCGCGAUGUCCACGAUGGGCAGCAUGGCGCCGACGUACAGCUCGAUCAACUCGGUGGGAUGCAUGCCGAUGGGUAUGUCGAUGGGCGUCGGAGUCGGGCCGAGCUGCAGCCCCCAAGGCGCCGGCGGUUUCAACAUGAGCACCAUGAGCUCGGCCAUGGGGAUGGCCUCGAUGGGCGGCGGUGGCAUGGGCGGCUACGGGAGCGCGUCGAUGGGCGGCGGUGGCGCGUGCAUGAGCGCCGUCGGAUACGGGCCCCUGACGCCGGGCGGCGGCGCCGGUGUGACCAGGGACCCGCUCUCCCUGGCCGAGCCCGACUCGCCCAACUCGGCCCUUCAGCGGGCGAGGACCGACAAAUCUUAUCGGAGGAGUUACACCCACGCGAAGCCGCCCUACUCGUACAUCAGCUUGAUCACGAUGGCGAUCCAGAACGCGCCGACCAAGAUGCUCACCCUGUCCGAGAUCUACCAAUUCAUCAUGGAUCUGUUCCCGUUCUACAGGCAGAAUCAGCAACGCUGGCAAAACUCGAUCAGGCACUCGCUCAGUUUCAACGAUUGUUUCGUGAAAGUGGCGCGCACCCCGGACAAGCCGGGCAAGGGCUCGUUCUGGACCCUCCACCCCGAGAGCGGGAACAUGUUCGAGAACGGGUGCUACCUUCGAAGGCAGAAGAGGUUCAAGGACGAGAAGAAGGAGUUGACCAGGCAGAACAACAAGCACCAGCAGCACCACACGGGGGCGGCGGCGGCGGCGGCCGCGGUCGCCGUCGCGGCCGCCGCCGGCCACAACAGCCCCACCUCCCACGAGCUUGCCCACGCGGCGAAGAAGAGCGCGGCCUCUUCUCUCCACCACGGGGCCCAGCAACAGGACGACAAGGAUCUUCACUCCCUGGUCACCUCCCAUCACCACCAUCACGCGGCAGCGGCGAGCCUCCAUCAACAUCACGCGAGCCUGAAGAGCGACGCGGCCGACAUAGGGGGCCUGUUGGGCCCGGAUCUCGGCGCGGCGCACGACGAGUUGACCGCGAUGGUCAGCCGAAGCCUUCACCCUCACCUCAUCUCGGAGCCGGCCGCUGCCCUCCACCACGGGAUGGCCGGCAGCCUGAAGCAGGAGCCGCCGUACACAGCCGCCAGCCACCCGUUCAGCAUCACGAGGCUACUGCCGGGCGCGACGGCGGCCACCUCGCCCGGCGCCCAGGACAUCAAGCCGCCCGAGAUGAAGAUGUACGAGCAGUUGCACCAGAGCUACGCCAACUUCGGCUCGCCCCAUCACCCGCACGCCCACUCCGCGCCCCCGAGCCACCACCAUCACAACGGGAUGCACACGGCCUCGAACGCGGCAACCCCUAUGCACAACAUGACCAACCACCACCACCAGGAGUAUUACCAAAGCCCGUUGUACCAUCACGCGACCAGCGUGGCGAGUAGCAGCGCGCCCCCGCCGUCCACCGUCGCCACAGCGGCACCGGGCUUGUGACAU